AUGAAUAGAUUUUAAGAUGCAUUGAAACACCAUGAUUUAGCUAUUUUGAAAUACCCUGAAAAUGCAGAAUAUUAUCGUGGAAAAGGUAUAACUAACUUCAUAUAAUUUAAUAGCGGAUACUCUGCAAUAAAUGAAUAGAUAUGAAGAAGCUAUUAAAUAUUAUAAUUUAGCUAUUUAAAAAAAUCCAAAACUUCCAUGUAUUUUAAUAACAAAGGUAAUGAAAUUUGUUUAACUUCUUAGCUUCUACUCUAUAUAAAAUGAAUAGUAUCGAAGAAUCAUUGGAAUAAUUUGAUUAAGCAAUUUAUUAAAACCCUGAAGAUUCUAAUUAUUAUCAUAAUAAAGGGUAAAAAGACCCAUAUAAUUUUAUAUUUAUUGAAAAGAUUUGAGGAAUCAUUGAAAUAUUUAGAUUUAGCUAUUAAUAGAAACCCUGAAAAUCCAAAAAAUUAUCAUAGCAAAGGUUGAAUUAACUUUUAAUUUAGCGCUAACUUUAGAAAAAAUGAAUAGAUUUGAAGAGGCAUUGGAAUACUACGAUUCAGCUAUUCAGAAAAACCCAGAAAUACCAGACCAUUAUAAUGACAAAGGUAAAAUUUAGGUUACAUACGUUUUAGCUAAUACUUUACAUAAUAUGGAUAGAUUUAAUGAAGCAUUGAAAUAUUUUGACUAUGCUAUUUAGAAAAACCCUGAAAAUCCUCUUUAUUAUCGGAACAAAGGUAUAAUUAAAACUACGUAAUUUCUAGCUGUGACUAUGGAAGCAACGAAUAGAUUUGUAGAAGCUUUGGAAUAUUAUGAUUCAGCUAUUUCCAUAUACCCUGAAAAUGCAGACUAUUAUUAUGGCAAAGGUAUUAUAAAUUUGACAAAAUUUUUAGCAAAUACUUUACUAAGAAUGAAUAAAUUUGAAGAAGCAUUGUAAUAGUGUGAUUCAGCUAUUUCAAAAAACCCAGAAAUUUCAGAUUAUUAUAAUAGCAAAGGUAAUUGAAACUAUUAUAAAUGUUUAGCUUAUUUAUUAUAUUAAUUGAAUAGAUAUGAAGAAUAAUUAAGAUAAUAUGACUUAGCAAUUCAGAAAAACUCUAAAGAUUCUGAUUAUUACAAUAACAAAGGUAAACCUAAAUUAGCAUAAUUGUUUAGCUUAUUUAUUAUAUUAUUUGAAUAGAUAUGAAGAAUCAUUAAAAUUAUAUUACUUAACUAUUUAGAAAAACCCUAAAAAUAUAAAUUAGUGUUAUAGCAAACGUAUAAUUGAAUCUCCAUCACUUGUUAUUUAAGAUCUCCUUUAAAAGUUGUUGUUUAUCAAUUUAUUUUUAGUAAGAAUGUCAUAGAUAUGA
Messenger RNA from Paramecium octaurelia, 1319 nucleotides. The record is from the annotation of a GenBank genome assembly. NCBI's taxonomy places the organism in Eukaryota, Ciliophora, Oligohymenophorea, Peniculida, Parameciidae.